AUGGCUCAGGAUAACAAGAAUCCAGCGCCGGGCAAUAACCCCGCGCAACAACCCAAUAACGCACCACCACCACCUCCAGCAAAGACAGAUAACCCCCCCAAUACACCUGCGUCGAACCCGGCUCCUGCGCCGACUGAAAAUAAACCAAAUGAUGAUAAUAAACCGGACAACACUGAUAAUGCACCGAAACCUUCCCCUCCCGCGAAUACGGACGACAAAAAGCCUGGUGAGACCGUGAACCUACCAACACUCGGCAGUAGCACGGAAAGUGAGCCAUCAACGACAAAAGAAUCUCAAUCAAGUACUUCCAUUUCCCUUCCCAGCAAUUCUGAUUCGGACAGUGGGCCGGGUUUCUCUCUGCCCACGCUUACGGGUAUUCCUCAAAUCCCUACGGCCACGAUCCCGCCUAAAAAGAAUGCUCCAUACCUGCAGCAUUCCAACCUGCCGGAGGGAACUGUUUUCAUUGGCGUGGGAGCCGGACUUGGACUCAUAUUUGUCGCUGUGUUUGCGUGGCGUGCACUCGUUGCCUGGUCAAUCAACCGCUCCGUCCGCCGUGCCGCAACCGCACACCAAACAGAUGCGGCAGCUGCCCUUCUCAACCCGGCCAAGCGCAAGAGCAAGGCCUACCGCCAAUCCAGAGGUGGCUCCAUGUCCCUUGAGAAACUUCACAGCGGAAACACAUCUAGCAACCGACACUCUGCUAUUCACCGCAAAAGCCAACCGCCAAACUCCAGUCUCUUCUUCUCCCCGACUGCUGGAGCGAGCAAUUUGCACGCCGCCGGUAAUAGAGCCUCAGGAUAUCUCCCGGCAGGCUAUUAUGCCGCUAGCGGGGCCACUCCUGGCUCGGGAGCAGGCCUUCAACACAGCACUUCCUCAAUUGGCCUUGCUCCUCUUGGUCCCCAAUCACAAGGUUACUCACGAACAAGGUCAACAGGACCAACGCCUCCCGACUCGCCUGCUCUAUCACCUAACGCGCGGAGAUAUGAACAAACUCAUCCAUCUACAAGCAGUGUAAACCUCUCGUCACCUCCACAGGGCCGCGCACCAAGCGCAUACCUUGAAGACCUCUUCGAAAACCACCCCACAGGCCCUCAGCGAUAA
Molecule: messenger RNA, 1101 nt
Organism: Trichophyton benhamiae CBS 112371
Lineage: Eukaryota; Fungi; Ascomycota; Eurotiomycetes; Onygenales; Arthrodermataceae
Exons: 1
Coding region: 1-1101 (366 amino acids)
Cellular component (GO): fungal-type vacuole
Source: RefSeq, a predicted model, not a curated record